Messenger RNA from Sinocyclocheilus grahami, 2955 nucleotides. Its product is annotated as serine/threonine-protein phosphatase 6 regulatory ankyrin repeat subunit A-like. Gene Ontology annotation, molecular function: protein binding. Lineage: Eukaryota; Metazoa; Chordata; Actinopteri; Cypriniformes; Cyprinidae. Bases 110 to 643 code for a protein of 177 amino acids. The transcript has 5 exons. The record is from RefSeq and is a predicted model, not a curated record.
ACCUCUCCACGCAGCUGCAUUUGCUGGCCACAUAGACUGUGUUCAGCUGCUCCUGGCCCAUAGUGCAUCUGUGGAUGAGGUUGACCAAUCAGGGCGCAGUACCCUGAUAAUGGCAGCGGAGAAAGGAAGAGUCGAAGUUUUAGAAGCUCUACUUACUAGUGCCAAUGUGAACCUCAAUCUGACUGACCAGAAGGGCAAUACAGCUCUCCAUCUAGCCUGCAGUAACGGAAUGGAGGAAUGUGCAUUGCUCAUUCUUGGAAAACUUCCAGACUCUGCCCUCGUCGCUACAAACGCUGCACUGCAAACACCUCUGCAUUUGGCUGCUCGCAGCGGGAUGAAGCAGACAGUGCAAGAGCUGCUCUCUCGUGGGGCCAGUGUUCAAGUACUAGAUGAGAAUGGUCUCACCCCUGCUCUGGCUUGCGCUCCCAGCAGGGAAGUGGCUGACUGCCUGGCUCUUAUUCUGGCUACCAUGAUGCCUUUCUGCUCCCCUUGCAGCUCUGGAGCUCCUUCGCCAGGCGCCCUGCUGAAAUCUCUGCCCCGCCAGGCCAAGAGCACCCAAGGCCCCCGCAGUCCAAGGGACCCCUCUGGCCCCUCCAGUGAGGGCACGACCACCGAAAACGACUCGGACUCAGAGACAUUUUGACCCCAACUCCUUCUAGAUGCGCCGGUCAUAGUUUUCAAAGCACAUAUUGUCAUGAACCUUACAGUUGUACAGAUUUUUGAUUAUGGAGCACAGCCUCUAUAACAAGAGAAUAUGACAUAUAGCACACAUGGUACGCUUUUGUUCUGCCACACUUGUUUGCACAGGAGAUUUUUUCGAAAGCCGUUUUAAUCAGUUUAACACAGGUUGAUUGAUGAUGGAUUGCCAAAUGUUGGCUGACUUGUCACACUUGAAGGAUGAUGAUGUAAAGUGCAAAGUGGUGUGUCUUAAUCUGUGGACUUUUGAAAGCACAAACUCAUUUCACCCUUGUUGGGACCAAUCAGGAAACAAGAAAUCACAUUUUUGGAAUAACAGGGGAAUUGGCGUCACUGUUACCAACCUUACUUAAUAUUUAUUUGUAAUUAAAGGCUGGAAUACACCACACAACUUUUCCCAGAUUUUUGCCCCGAUUCACAGUCUUGACGAGUUGAUGCAGUUGCGGUCAGAGCCGUAUUACAGAUUGACAGAUCGAAAUGACUUGGUGUGUGAUUAUCAGCCAUUUAAAAAUCUUUUCAGAUUUGAAAAGUUGUGUAGUGUAUUUCAGUCUUAAGACUAGUUAGACUGAAAGUCUAAAGUCAUGAAAUCCAGUGUAAUGUGAUGAAAAAUCCAAUGCAAGUUCUCCAUUUCUGAAUCGUACACCAGUUGUACUUUACACAUUAUAUUUGACAUGUUGUGAAAAGAAGACUCUUUAGAUUUAUAUUGCAAAAAGAGCAUUUUUAAUCCACUUAGAUAACAACAUUUCUAGGCCUUGAUGGUCUAAACUUACGUCUGACGCUUUUGGAGAGUGACACUUUUGCCACUCGGUUCCUUCUCCGACAUAAAGACAGUGUUCAGAUAAUACUUCUAUUCAGGUUGAAUUUUAGAUUCUAGUGAGAGGGCAUAGCAUGUUAUGUGAACCAUGAUGUUCUCAAGCCUGUACCGAUAUUUAUUAACAUUUAGAUAACAAUGGUACUACAGCGGUAUGCACUUAUGUAUAGGAGUAAAUGGGUGUUUAAAGGAUUAUAAUUCUGGCAUUGUUUACUCAUGUCAUUGUUUUUGUGGAACACAAGAAGAAUCUUAAUGUGGCUCUUUCCAUACACCAAUACUAUGUCUGUCAAGCUCUAAAAGUGACAAAUAAAUACCUCCAAAAGAGCUACAUACUGUAUUCCAAGUCUUCUGAAAUCCUACGAAAGCUUUGUAUGAGAAAGAGGCCAAAUUUAAAGCUGUAAUCCACUGAUAAUAUUUCCCUUCAUUGAGCUGUUGGUUCUGGAUCAUUGUGUUAGUGAAAUGAACAGAAUUGUGAACAAAUCAACCAAUUUAUCAAAAAGAACCAGUUUAAAAUAAUUAUUUGUUCACUAAUUGGACUGAUCAAGACUUGUUCUGGACCCAGCAGCCAACAGCUCACUGAAGGGAAGUUUAUCAGUGAAUAAUGACUUAAAUUUUAGUCUGUUCGUCACACAAAACUAUUAUGUUGCUUCAAAAGACUUCUCCUUUUGUGUCCCAUGAACAGAAAAACAGCAGCGGUUUGAAGUAAUGUGAGAGCAAGUAAAUAAUGACAGAAUUGUGAGUUUGGGGUUAACUAUUCAUUUAAAAAUGAAUCUAGGACUAUAAUUAACGUUCCCUGUCUUCUUUUUUCUUUCCUUCUGAAAUUCUUUUAAUCAUUUGCACUGGUUGAAUAUCAAUCCUUUAUUUAAACCGAUUUCUAAACAUGCUUUUGGGGGAUGUUAGCAAGAGUGUUUGAAUCACCAUUUUGAUUCUAUUUUGCUUCAAAAGAUAAAGAGCUUUCAGUGAAGAUGGUGUUUUAAUAUCUUGCCGGUCAGAAACUUUCCAAAACAAAUUCAAAAUGUAAAUGUAAACCACCAUUUGUCUGUUUGCCUUUGUCCACAAUGUGCCAGUUUCUCCACCGUGUCCAGUGCCUUGUUCUGCAUGUUCAGACUGUGUUAGAUUACAUCAGUAUAUGUCUGUAUGUAUGUAUUAGAGUGUAAUGAAUGUCUGAAGAUGUGAAGAUAAGUCUGGGUCACACCUGCCAAUCGCAAGCCAAUGUUUUUCACCAAGUCCUGAUGUUUGUGCCUAUGAGUGUGUGAUUUACAAUAGAAAACAGUCUUUGUACAUAUCAGCUCAUGGACAUUAUCAUCACCAGAGCAAAAAUUGCACACAACUGUCUUAUAACGGAAGCACAUGGUUGAUUUCUUUUCAUAUAUUAGAUGGAUUGUGAGUGAAAGGACGCAGAAGAAUGAGUCAAACAGUAUUAUAACAGGGGAAAAAAAGCUUUGAAA